AUGGAUCCUCGAGUAUCACUCACCUUCGAGGACGGCCGCACUCGCCACAGAUACGAUCCUCAUGCAUUCACCACGACUCUCGACUGGAAAGACAUUCAGCAACUCGCAGCUAGCCGACAAGGACUCGAGACAAGACUUGCCGAGAUCGAGCUCCAUCUUCAGACCGGCAACCAUGCUGACGCGGAAGCCGCCGUGCGUAGCGCUCGCGAACAAGCAACACCACUCACCAACCUGUCGCAGGUUGUCGAAAAUCUUGUGCCAGCCGAGGAACGACCGCCAACGGCGGCUUCGACCGCCAAGGCGGACGAAGUCUUCUCGACGCCUGAGCUUCUCGAGAUGAUAUUCGUGAACCUCCACAGGCAAGACAAGCUCAAUGCCAUGCAAGUGCAGCGGUCUUGGCGUGACACAAUGUUGGGCUCCGUGACCAUGAAGAAGUCGCUCGGCCUGAUAUCACACGGUGGACCCUUCUACUACUCACCCUUCUCUGAUCGCUUCAGCAUCGGCGGGCGCAGGGAUUACGACAACCUUCCCGGCCGCAACAGGCUUGAUGACUACGAGCCAUUCUUCGAGUGGGACGCAGACUCGGAAGCUUCCGUUGACAAUUCUGUCACUCGAAAUCGCGAUGAUCCAUACGUCCUUGACCUCGAGGUCGUUUGGCACAAGCCGUCACGCGGCUCAAGCACCAUAGGCGAUCGCAUCCGACAAAUGCUGCUUUGCAGCCCACCUGUCACUACCCUCCAGGCUCAUGUAACUUGCGCGAGCUGCGUGAAGGGUAAUGGCCACUUCAUGGAGAGAACUGAUAUGGGCGCGGUGCACUCAUCCGGUCCAUCGGGCUUCACGAUCGGCGACUUAGCAGACAAGACUGCUGAGCUGAUGGCAACGCACCCAAACUGUCGCACGAGAUCCAUCGCAUACACGGCUUCUAUCCCGCUCGACGAGGACGAUCCGAUCUUGAAGAAGCGCUUGGCCCGUCGCGGUCUUCGGCAACAGGAGAAAGGUAUACGACACGAGUGGAGAGUGCAGCGCGCGGCCGCUGGUCUGUCUCAUGGACAAGGUGAGUUUCGUGAGAAUGGCGGCUACCGUUCGAUGGGCUUUGAACGUGAUUGUCACGGCCGUCUCGUACCGUUGCGCCUUCAAGAGGAGGAGCAGCCGCGGCAGACGUGUGACGAAGACCAGGAGCUGGAGGAGGAUCGACUAGAUGCUGAAGCGGGCCUGGAGUUUCGUGACCAUGCGGACGAUGGUCCAGCUCCGCAGGGGGAGUAG
Molecule: messenger RNA, 1263 nt
Organism: Fulvia fulva
Lineage: Eukaryota; Fungi; Ascomycota; Dothideomycetes; Mycosphaerellales; Mycosphaerellaceae
Exons: 1
Coding region: 1-1263 (420 amino acids)
Source: RefSeq, a predicted model, not a curated record